AUGGAUAAAGAUUUAGAAGAUGGUCUUUUAGAAAGAAUUUUUAUGUUUCAUGCAAUUGAAAAUAAUGCACGACUAGAUGGUAGAAGUAAUGAAUGUUACCGUUCACCAGAAAUAUUUCUAGGAAUAAAUGAAAAUUGUCUAGGAUCUGCAAGAUGUACGAUGGGUGGAUCUGAUGUUAUGGUUGUCAUAAAACCUGAUAUAUAUAAAUUAACACGAGAACCUACUUGGGAAGAUUUUAUUAAAUUUUAUGUAACAUGUUCUCCUGUUGCUCAUCCUAAAUAUGAUGAUGUUGGAGAUGAUAAUGAUAUUGAAGGAGAAGAGGUAUCAGCAACUGAGGAAAGUAUUAUGGUGAAUGCUUUAAUGGCUAUGUUUUCCUCUAUCAAAGAUGAUAUGGAUUUUUCAAACUUUAAAAUUUCUAAAAAACAUAUAUGGACAUUUAUUGUGGAUGUUGUUGUCCAUGCCGACAAUGGUGGAGUAUUUGAUUGUAUGGCAAUUGCUGUUAGAGCUGCAUUUGCAGAUAUUCAAGUACCAUCUGUUAUUUCAACAAUGAUUGACUAUGGUGAAGUUAGUUUAGAAAUAGAUAGUAAUGUAACAUUUUGGGGAUGUAAAUGGGAUCUUUGGCCAUUAAUUUGUACAACAAAUAAAUUAGGUUUUGAAAAUCUUGUUAAUUGUAAUAGAUAUGAAGAUAAAUAUGUUAAAAGUUUACUAAUGAUUGGAUUAAAGCAUGAUGAAGUUAAAGAUGAUGACACAAUAGAUUAUGAAGAAAUGAACUAUGAUAUCUCAAAAAAUAUAUUUUAUGCUAAAUUAAGAAAAGAAGGAGGAUUACAAAUAUUAAGUAUUGAUGAUAUGACAGAUCUUGGAGUAAAAGUUGUUCUCAAAAUGUUUUCAGAAGUUGAUAAAUUAAUUAGAGAUUGUUUAAAGAAAAAAGCUACAAAAUCUAAUGUUGUAUCUAAUCGUAGUAUAACAUAUGUAUAA
Molecule: messenger RNA, 975 nt
Organism: Strongyloides ratti
Lineage: Eukaryota; Metazoa; Nematoda; Chromadorea; Rhabditida; Strongyloididae
Product: Exosome complex component RRP42
Exons: 3
Coding region: 1-975 (324 amino acids)
Biological process (GO): U4 snRNA 3'-end processing; TRAMP-dependent tRNA surveillance pathway; nuclear polyadenylation-dependent rRNA catabolic process
Cellular component (GO): cytoplasmic exosome (RNase complex); nuclear exosome (RNase complex)
Source: RefSeq, a predicted model, not a curated record